Messenger RNA from Schistocerca gregaria, 964 nucleotides. Its product is annotated as trypsin alpha-like. Gene Ontology annotation, molecular function: serine-type endopeptidase activity. The record is from RefSeq and is a predicted model, not a curated record. The transcript has 2 exons. NCBI's taxonomy places the organism in Eukaryota, Metazoa, Arthropoda, Insecta, Orthoptera, Acrididae. Gene Ontology annotation, biological process: proteolysis. Bases 38 to 805 code for a protein of 255 amino acids.
GUGCUGGUGUCCAGCAUUUGUGAUACACGCUUCUGAGAUGAUGCAGUUUUCAGUGGUGGUCUUGUGCCUGCUGGUGCCAGCUUUCGCGGCGCCAAGUUCUCUAAAGCUGUGGGCCAGGAGAGAGGACCGCUUAGUCGGUGGCACGGAUACCACCAUAACGGAGUACCCGUGGCAGCUGUCUGUCAUCUUCGAAGGUUCCCUCAGGUGCGGCGCUUCCAUCAUCAGCUCCAACUGGGCACUGACGGCCGCCCACUGCAUCGACGGCCUCUCAGCGUCCAUGCUGACCGUGCGUGCUGGCUCCUCGUACAGAAACAGUGGCGGAACUGUGCUCGAUGUUGCACAGGCCAUCAAAAACAAACUGUACUACGCAAUUAACGUUGACUACGACAUUGCAGUGCUGCAGCCCGCUGAGCCGUUCCCUCUGGGGUCAGACGUGCAGCCAGUGAGCCUUCCAGAGGCCGGAUACGACCCUCCAAGUGGCCUUGCCGUUACUGUGACGGGCUGGGGACGGAUAGCCAGCGGUGGCAGCGCCCCGACAGUUCUUCAGAAGGUGGACAUCAAUGUCAUUGACCGCACUACGUGCCAGGAUAUCUUCUUUGGCGUCAACAUGGUGACGAAGCGGAUGGUGUGCGCCGGUGAAGCAGGCAAGUCCACCUGCGACGGGGACUCAGGCGGACCGCUCGUCAGUGGUUCGACGCAGAUCGGCAUAGUGUCCUGGGGAAAUACUCCGUGCCAGGAGAGUGGCGCCGUAUUCACAAACGUCGGCGAACUUCGCUCGUGGGUCACCAACACUACCGGAGUGUAACUACAACAACAGUGUAUAUCUUAUGUUUUCAUUUCCAUUUGUGAAAGGCACAUCUAUUAAUCAAAUAAUUAACUUCUGUUCAUAACCAUAACUUCAUGUUACUGAUCCUGUUGAUGUUGUUUGAUGUGGAUACUGCUACUAUUAAAGAUACAUUCUUUU